CGGAACUCGACUCCACCAAAAACCAGGAGAAAAAAAUCCCCCGCUCGGAUCUCAAGUGAUCUUGCCAGCGAUCGCGAUUUGUGCUCCACCGGGGUCGGAGCGAGCGCUUGCUUCGCCAAUGACACAACAAUCGGACCAGGGCCAGGAGGCCAAGUUCGUCUUUGUCGGCGGCCCGCUGAUGAACAAGGGCGGCCCACUCCGAGGCCGGGCCAUCAGGCAGGGCCGCCGCGAUACGAAGCAGCAGCGACGGCUCGACGCAGCGAUCGAGGUAGAAGAACUAUUACGAGAAGGGACGAAUCCAGAGUGCACCUGUUAUCGCGCAAGUCCGGCUGGUACCGGCCGGGAACAGUCACUACACCUUACUAUCCCUCCUGCAGGGGGCAGUGGCUCGUCGGAGCUCCAGGGGUUCCGACCAAUAAAGCCCAAGGCGCCGUCGCAGGCCGACCCUCGAGUACGGAAUGUGCAGGGCCAGUUUUGCUCGUUCUGCGGGCGAUAUCUGCGCGUGCGGCGCUCACCCACUACCCCCUCUGUGGCACUGGGUUCGGUAUUUGACCUUGGCGCAGGGAACCACGACCCCAUCCUGCCCAAGAACGAAGUCACGAGCCAACUCAAGGUGCAGGAGAUUCUGCACUUUGCGAGCACGCAGAUCUGGCCGAAUUUCCGACCGCUGCGGUAUACCUCCGAUUGCUACCAGUCGUGGGUCGUUCCGUACAAUGACAAGCUGACGCUGUAUGCGACCCUGUGGUCGGCCUCGUACCAUCUAGACGUUUUGCGCCUGACGUAUGGGGAUCGGGAUCAUCGGAGAGAGUCAAAGGAGCAGCUCUAUCUAAAGGGACUCACUCUGCAGACGCUGCGAGGGGCGAUCGAGACAUAUACAACGCAAACGCCAGUAGAUGGCAUCAUCAUGUGCAUUCUGUACCUGGCUGUGAAUGACACCGUCGAGAAAGGAGUCUUUCGAGACCCAAGUCCGUUCACGCCGCUAUUUACUGGCCUGCAUUCUUUGGACUUUUACGGCAGUCGAGACUAUCAUCCCCUUCACUGGACAGUCAUCCAGGACCUCCUCGGGAGACUCGGCGGGAUCACAGUCCUCCGUGCGCAUGGGGUCGCGUGGCUGCUCUCCAUCGCCGACAUAAUGAACGCCGCCCACGCGAUCGUAAAGCCAAUCUACCCAUGCCUGGGCGUCGAUGGCUCGGUCCUAAAUCUCGACCCUCCUCUUCGAUUAUUCACGGCGUACGGAGUCCAGGUGGAACCUGGGUCUCAGCACCCCGGAUCUGGCUUCCGCGACCUGCUCUCUCUCGUCCCGCCCGUGAGACCGGAACACGUUACAGCGCUCGCCAACGUCGGCGAGCUCUCGUACGUGCUGCAAUCCCUCUCAGACCAACCCUGCAGCCCCAAGGCUCUGGAUCUCCUCGGCGACUGUCGGAAUCUCGUGCACCACCGCCUUUUCUCACUCCCCGACGAGAAGGAUGCCACGGAGCAAAUUCUGCAGUCUGAAGGAUUGCCCGAGGCAGCUAUCGCUGACGCUGAGCGCCAGCGGACAAAAGAAAUCUAUCUUACUGCUCGACUAGCCGCCCUCUUAUUCGCUAUCCACGUCACAUUCCCCAUCCCUCGAUCGUCUCUCGUCAGCGGGCCGCUUCUGAAAUCUCUCUGUCCCAAACUCCAGUUGCUAGUUGACCAAGGAGUCUCAAAUCGAAUCGUUUUAUGGUCUGCGAGCGUUGCUCUAAUUGCAUCGGAUGGAAAACCAUUGCAUAAAGUAAUCAUGAAACUUUUCUUGAAGCUCUGCCUAGAUCUGGAAAUCGCUUCGCUUGGUGAAUUGCUACAGGUGCUCCGCUCAUUCGCGUGGAUGGACGCCGCGGUUGAGCACCAUUACCAAGGACAGUGGAAAGAUAUCUUUCCCGCAGUCUCUGCCCAGAAAGGUCGAGGUUCAAGGAAACAACUUCCGGUUCGGUAGAUAGGGGUCAAGCGAGAGAGACAGUCCAUGGCUCGAGCCAGGCCUUCAAUGAUCCGCGAAACGUGGAAACGUGGGCAUGGGUGGGUGGGCGGUAUAUCGUGCUAUUCCGCUUUUGGUGUGAUUUUCGAGGGGCCUCAUUGGUUGUUGUCGGACUACUGCGAGUGUGGUGCCUCUUCAUGUCAGCCCUCCACAAGCUUUUCUUUCCUUCAGAGAUUAGACGUUCUGGAAUAUGUUUGUCCCUUUUCUUUGUUUUUUUAGACCCAAAGGCAUCUAAAGCACACCCAGGUUGUUUUCUAAGCGCUUUCCCCUUACCGAACGGUCUUUCUGUCCUUACAAUACCGCCUUGAAUUCAGUCAGCUCCAAGCAUCUGCCCAAAUAAACUUAUACAGAAUCUCUUCUGUAAAAGGUCCUUCAAUGGGGUUACAACAGACGCUGUCAAAAGCGCGCUACUUCUGGUUGGAACUUGCUUGAAUGUUCAUACCGAGGACCUGCC
Messenger RNA from Aspergillus calidoustus, 2444 nucleotides. The record is from the annotation of a GenBank genome assembly. Lineage: Eukaryota; Fungi; Ascomycota; Eurotiomycetes; Eurotiales; Aspergillaceae.